Rhopilema esculentum is the source of this 7265-nucleotide messenger RNA. The record is from RefSeq and is a predicted model, not a curated record. NCBI's taxonomy places the organism in Eukaryota, Metazoa, Cnidaria, Scyphozoa, Rhizostomeae, Rhizostomatidae.
UAAUGCUAAAUCUCCCUCCGUACAAUUUUGCAAUAUUUUCCCAAAAUGGUACCCAUAAUUCUGCAUGUUUCUUCAAAUUGUAUCCAUGGUUCCGCGAAUAUUUCAAAAACCUAUACCGAUAACUCCACACUUUUCAGAAAAAAGUUACCCUUAAAUAAUGGCACAUCCCUGUACCUUCAAACAUGCUAGAUACCCCUCCCCCUCCGAGACUCCAUGCCAAUUCCAUCCAACCAAACUCCAUCCAAUUGAUGUAAUCUGAAUUCUAAAAUAAUUAAUAGUUACAGAGAAUUUCGCUAGUUUAACUGAAUUCAUAUUAUUUAGUAUUUGAUAUAAAUAACAGAAUCUAAGCAAUUGGAGGACAGUUUAUCUAAAAAAAUAUUAGAGGCAUAUGGUAGCUUAAAUCAUGCGAUAGAUUGGUAGUUUUAAAGCGUUUUGUUUGUAUCCUGCAGUUUUCCACUGACAUACACUAAGCAAAUCAUUUAAGAGAUGGCAAGCUUUACCAAUCAAACAUCUUUAUUUUUAUUUCAUUAUUUAAUCUCCCGCUUUCUUCUAACUACCUCAAUUUCUCUUUCUUUUCUAAGCGUAUAUUUACCACCCUCUCAAUUUAUUUAAAUUAAAAAAAAACAAUACUUCGUUUAUCCUCGUAUUACUCUUAUAAAAUAACUUAGGUUUGUAUUUAUUUAAUGUUUACUUCUGUUAGCAGCUUCUCAUCUGCAAUAACCAAGAAAAUUUAUGUGUCAAUUUAUGAAAGCUUCUUUUCGUGGCUAAUGAGCGAUAGAUUAGUUACUUUAAAAUACAUAUAUCAUUUGUUGCUGUUACUACCUGCUGGCUGCUUGAUGCUGUAACCAGGGUAUUUGAGCUAUGGUCUGUUUGGAGGCCAAUCGAGAGGGGGCUAGGAGGCAGUCGCCCCUGCACCCAUAGACAAAGAGGGGUCUGCUUUUAAUUAAACUGUAUCUAUUUAAGAUAUGACUGUUAAUGACAUGGUAAUUACCAAUCAUAUCUGUCCAAGGACAAUUCAGCAAUGUUUUACGAAUAUCAGUUAAAAGAUACUUUUGACAAUUCUUUGCAUUUUAAAUCCGGAAGCUAUCCAGGUUUAUGGUUUUGUGUGGGAAGUGGCCCAGGUGUGGUUCUCGGCGGUUUGUUCUUUGGGUUCUUAUAAACUUUUAAUUCUUGUUUAUAGACUGACGUACUGUAGUCUUUUUGUUUAGUUUCUACAAAGGAACUUAUGAAGUUGUUUACACAAGUGAAAGUAGCUCGGUUACAUUUCAAUCCGAUCCAAAUGGGAUCUAUUCCGGGGUUUUUUGCCUUUUUUUUCAGCUUUCGACUUAGCGAAGUUCAAACAAUGCUCUGUAAAAUUCAUUACUUUCUUUCGAGGCUACUCCUGCUAUUUUCUUUCCUGGUAAAAGAACUAAAUUUUUAUAAGAAAUACAAACUACUUUUUUCAAAAUUUAUUGCUUAUAAAAUAAACCGAAUUUUUCUGAAAUUUGCUUUAACUCAACAUUUUUCAUAGAGAACAGUUAUAAACUUGGAAACAUACAUCAUUUAGUGCUUUAAGUCCUCCCCUUUUAUGCACAUCCUUGUAUGAAUUGUUUUUUAUGUGUGGAGUUAUAUCAGAAAAUCCUUUGAAAUCAUGUUUUGUAGACAAGGCAUGAGAAACCAUGUUUAAAGGGGUAUUUCUGAGGUGAGAGACUACUUUUGUCUUUUUCAGCAAAUCGAAUUGUGUAGGUUUGCCAAGUUUCUUGGCCUAAUAGGAAACUAGAUCAAGUUACCACUAUAUCAUGUUCCAUAGAAUGAGUACUCCAGUCUAAAAGAGGCAAGGGGUAUUUCGGAGGUGGGGGACCAUUUUUAUCAUUUUUAGCAAGUCAAAUUGUGUAGGUUUGCCAAGUUUCAUGGCUUUACAGCUAACAGAAAUGGAUCAACCAUAGUUAUGUCUUCCGAGUGCUGGUCACAGGACCCCCAUUCUAAAAUUAGCGAAGGGGGUAUUUCUGAAGUGGGGGACCAUUCAUUGACUUAUCAUUUUCAGCAAGUCAAAUUUUGUAGGUUUGCCAAGUUUCAUGGCUGUAUAGUUAGCAUACUAAUGUAUUCUGAGUAUGACUUUGAAAAAAGAAAACAUUUAGUAAAUUAAAGCUUUUCGUCUGACACUCUUCAGAGUUCAAAACGUCAGAACAUAGAUCGAAAACUCUACGCUAGGAAAUAUAUAUACCCAGUUGUGGAUCGAAAUAGGCCAAUCAGAAACACGAACACGUGACUGUAUAGGUUGACCAAUCAGUGCCGCUUGUCUAUUGAGAAUGUUACCAAUGGAGUCCUUAGGUGAAAACCUUAAUGUAAACUUAAAUAACAUCCUCUGGAUAGCCGUUCUCUAGAAAGAUCUUAGUUAGUUUUUUAAGUUCCGAGUCGAGUUUAGACUUGGAACAAAUCAUCAGUGUCCUAUGAGUAAGCGUUUUGAUGAGGCUGAUUUUUCUUUGUUUUGGGCAAAACGAACUCCAUCGAGUGUAUAACCCCGAAAAUGUGGGUUUACGGUAUACACUAAUGAGAAAUCCAGUGCCAGAUUUAUCAACCAAAACAUCUAGAAAUGGCAAGGAGUUAUUUGCUUCCUUUUCAAAUGUAAAAUGUAGGGCUGUGUGAAGGCCAUUAAGGCGUUUUAGGAAAAUAUCACACUCAGCCUCUGUUUUGAAAAUGGUACAUGUGUCAUCCACAUACCGAAAAUAAACCACUGGCUUUUGGUCGCAGUCAAACAAACGUUCUUCAUGAAAGCCGACAAGGAUAUUGGCCAAGGCAGAUCCCAGAGGGCUUCCCAUAGCGAUACCAUCCUUUUGUUGGUACAUUUCAUUGUUAAAGCUGAAUUCAACUUAACGCGUUGCAGUUUCCAUCAGUUCAAUGAAUACUUCCUCUGGGAAUGGUGGGCUAUUAAGCUCGCUCCGGUACAAAGCGUCGGCACAUAUUUUGAUGAUCUCAUUCAAAGGGACAUUUGUGAAAAGACUGCUAAUGUCAAAGGAACACAUGAAAGAUGUUUCGUCUUUGAUGUUCAAGUUUUGCAUGAAUUCAGCGAACGUAAAACAGUCCUUAAAGGCACUGAGUCAUGGUAAAAACUGGUUCUCCGCGGGGGGUUUGCAUGUUUCCAUGCGAUAAGUUUGUUUUCAUGUGAUCAGACAUUCUUUGUCGAAAGCGAAAGGGAUUUGAAAAGCCUUUGUGGCAUUUGAAAGGUUCAAAUGGGGGAAGAAGUUUGAAAUCUUUUGUAGAUAGCAAGAGAAAAGAGAGAGAAAGAAAGAACCUUCAGAAACGGCGGAACAAAGAGCACUUACAACAUCGUGUGUGCAGUUCGCUUGACAGUCAAUCAGAUUAGCGAAGCUAUUAUAAUGACUCAGCAAUUUUUGCAAUUUGGGAUACGCUUCCUAUUUACCAUGACUCAAUGCCUUGAAUGCCACACAAAAAAGUUCUGUUGUAUAUGAAUUUACGUGCCAGUGUGAUUCUGGCUACGUAGGACGCACCACCCAAAGAUUAGAGGAUAGAAUAAAACAACAUGUUCCGUCUAAUAUUAGAAACAAAACCCAUCCCCAAAAAGAACAGCCACCUCGGUCUUGCAAAUCUAAAAUUACAAUUAAAACCUGCGAUUCUGCUAUCGGGCAGCAUUUACUAGAAAACCCAGAUUGUGCAAGGAACUAUAAUGGCGACAUGUUUCGGAUUAUUGGUAAAGCCCGAUCAUCGUUCCACCUAGCAGUUUUGGAAUAUAUCUGCAUAAGCACGAAAAAACCGCUAUUGUGUAGACAAAAGGAGUUCCUUUUUCACCUUAGGACUCCAUUGGUAACAUUCUCAAUAGGCAAGCGGCACUGAUUGGUCAACCUAUACAGUCAUGUGUUCGUGUUUCUGAUUGGCCUAUUUCGAUCCACAACUGGGUAUAUAUAUUUCCUAGCGUAGAGUUUUCGAUCUAUGUUCUGACGUUUUAAACUCUGAAGAGUGUCAGACGAAAAGCUUUAGUUUACUAAAUGUUUGCUUUUUUCAAAGCCAUUUUCAAGUUUUGUACCACCAAAAGAUUGUUUGUUUUCUGGGUACUGGGCACAAGUACCCCGGUCUAAAAAUAGCACAAGGAGCAGUCAUGAGGGUUGGGACCAUUUUUAUCUUUUUUUAGCAAGUCAAAUUGUGUAAGUUUCGCAAGUUUCAUGGCUGUUUAGUUAACAGAAAUAAACUGACCAUACUAACGUAUUCUGAGUACUGGGCACAAGUACCCCAGUCUCAAAAUAGCACAAGGGUUUUUUCCCCAAAAUAGGUAUAUAUUCUGUCUUGUUACGCAUAUCGAAUUCUGAACUACUAGGCAUGUUUGUUUUGAUACUUCCUUUUUUCGUUUCUGCCAGUCCCAUAUCCGUGUGGUGAUACCUGCAUUGAAAUUUUUCUAUAAGCCUUAUGAAUUUGAUUUUAGGGAGGAUACCUAAUAGGUCCCCGAUUCCCGAAUUCCAGCUACGUUUUUAGCUCGACUCCCGAUUCCUCACAUCAAUUCCCUUAUCCCGGUGUUAUCGAUUCCCGAAUCCCGCUCUCAGCAAUUUGGCAAUUCCCGAUUCCUGACUCCAAAAAACUACGAUUCCUGCUUCCCCCAAAACAUGUUGUUUACCCUCAUCAGGUAAGUCUCUAUUCGAAAUUCCUUGUUGAAAACUUUAAUUUUGGUAGUUAGAAGUAACUUUUGCUGUCAAUUGACGACUUGUUUCGUUUUUUGUACCACUGAAGAUUUCGUUAAAUCUUCAAGUGUAUUUCCGAAUAGUGCAUUACUAGACAUUUGGCCUUGCGCUAAUGUUAAUGUGCUUCAUAUAGUAACGCUGCUAUGUCAUAUGAGAGACAGGGUUAUUCGUACGAAUCCAUAGCUGAUUGCGUUUUUCAGUUUCUGACGACAACUGCUGGGUCAAAGAUGCAGUUAAUUACCGAUGCUACUGUGGCACAAUUUUAUUUCGUCGUUAUUGACUUUUUUCGUGUAGGUUGUCUAAUUAAAACGAGAAAGAUUCUACUAUUUCUCUUGUCACCUCCAAUUUUGAGAAUGUCACACUGUACCUGGAUGAUUCUUUAACGACAACUUGGCUUGAACUCUUAUUGCAGCAAUAACAAAGUUUUAAAAAUAAUCAAUUGCAAUACUACUCUUUUAGCCGAAAACGCAACAUCCCUAUUGUCUAACAUCUUCACAGUUUCCAAUAUUUGCAUAACGCUGUAAACUGGACACUAUUGCGUUUCUUUUCUUUGUUUCUAAUGAACUUAAACUCAAGAAGUUAAUAAUUUAAAGCCACAGCAAGGCUUCGACUGGGAAAUAGAGUGUUUUUUGUCAUUUGCGCAAGGAUCACGCACCUCAUAGCCUGAAAUUUAAAUGCUAAACUCGUCGACUGAGACAGUUGCCAUGUCGAGGUAAGCUAAGACCUUUCAUUUUAGAAAACUUUACGGAAACUGGAGAAAACUCGAUCAUAACAUAAUGUUCGAGCAUGAUUCAAAUAUACUCUCUCGUUUUUUAUAAGAACAAUUUUAUAAGAACAUGAGCCUUAAAAUUGUUCAAAAGGUUUGAAAAAGAUUAAGAAGCUGAGGAUGAGCUACUGUAAAAUGUAAUUUGGAACAGCUUUUUAUCUCAAAAACUUUUAGGAUUUUUAGCCAUGUUUGGGUGCUUUUUCGGUAUAUAUUCAAACCUGUCUGCAAAUGAAGGUUGUCUUAUUCAUUUUGUUGGUAAAUGAGGCCACACCUCCCUAGAGCAAAAAGUUAGCAAUCGCGCUGCUUACACCCUAUUAAUUUAAGAGCAAAUAAAGAACAAUCAAGCCUUAGAUUUUCGAAAAAAAUUAAGAACAGUCAGCGUGAAUUUAAAUUUACUGGUUCUUAUAAAAAUGAUUGUAAGUAUCGAUUACAGCAAUGUUGAGCGGGAGUUUCGGUUAACUCCCGUAUGCUUUUGAAUGUUGUGGCCCUCUCAACUUGCCUUGUAACACUCUAACACUCAACUUUGCUCAAAGAAACAAGUUGUAAAUUUGUUACCAUUAUCAGUUAGAUUUUGCUUCUUACUUUUGUAGCAUCCUUCUCGUUCUCUGCAAUAUCCCCCUGGUCUAUCUAGGUGAGUUAAUUAUGCAAAACUCUUUUAACAAACUUUGGUUGCCUCCCUCUGUUAUUUUUAUUUAUAAAUACCAUCUGCAGGGAUUUAUUUCCGAACAAUCUGUUUCAGUUGAUCAAUUUAUUUUCCUUGUAGUCAAAACCAGUGCAUUCUUCGAAAUCGCUUAUUCAAUCGCCGAAACUAGUGGACUUCCUGUGUGCAAAUUUUUACCGCAGGACUGUGCAUUUCCGCCUGAUUAAGAGUUUGACAUCGAUGAUCUGAAUGUUUAAAAUGCUUAGACGUGUCAGAGGAGAGUUUCAGACCAAGGAUGUUGGUUUUCUUAUAAUUAGAACCUCAUAACUUCGAUCAGCAUUUUCCAUAGGGGCAAAAUCUAGAAAAAUGGACACACUCAAGGUUCCUGGUACACAAGAUAUCUUCCGGAUUAGAUCGAAAUCACUAGAAAAUCUGACGCAUCUCGGCGCACCAAGAAAUGACAAACAUACCCUUGGGCCUUCACUGUCGCCUCCAGGACACCUCUUUCGUGGCCUACGAAAGAAGCUUGGCCUGAUGAUGUCAAAGAGCAAUCAAGAUGUAACAGCGAGUGAUACUCCAGAAGACAGCAAAAAGUUGUUACGUGCCCAAUUAAGUGCUGGUUUCAUAGGAAUGGAGAAGCGAUCGAAAGACGACAGAUCACGAUCUUCGUGAGUAUUUUUAGCUUGAUUUUAUAGUGAAUUUCUAAGCAUAUGUAACCUUAUGAGAAUAUUGUUUUUGUUGCUGUAAAAUUCGAUUAGGCAUGAGGAAUAAUAUACACACUAGUUUCUUAGAGUUUUAAGAUACUGCUCUAUUUUUGAUUGCAAAAUAAAUGAGAUGUUUUGCGACUUUGCUCUAUCUAGAAAAUUAGUUAGUUAAAGGCAAAAUUAUUUUUGAGCAUGGAGGAACAAGGAAGAGCUAUUCUGUACUUUGUUGCUCUGGAGCUUUUGUAGCCCUGCUUAAAGUUAGAUUGAACUAGAAUUUUAGAAAGGGGCUUCAGCUUUGAUUGUGGAAAUAGUUUAGUGGCAGCCUGGUUUUUAUUUCAAUCAUCCAGUGGAACUGGGCACAGAGUUGGUUCCUAGAAGCGCUUUAAGAAGAAUGUAUGAUUAUUGGAUAGCUUUUAACGGUAAUAUAAUGGGUAUAAAAGAAUGGAUAUGCGGUUUAUAAGAAAAGGAGGGUGAACAGGUUUAAGUAG